AUGUGGAACGACGAGGACAACAACCCUUAUGGGAACAACUUUGACAGGCGCGAUUCUUUCACCUCUUCUUCCGUGAACCCGGUGGCUGUCGUGCGCUUCUGUUUCUCGAGGGGCACAUCGGAACCAUACGAUUGCCGACUGAUGGAUGAAAUUCCGCUGGACAAUGAAGACGCUGACAGCGACUGGGAUUUGUUAGAUCCUCGGUACGACCAGCCGCAGACACCAUCAUCCACCGGAGAUGAGGCUCCACCUCCACGCGCGUACGGUGUACCAGCAAGCGAUGAUACCGAAAGCGAUCGCGAAUCUGCGGCGGGACAUGGCGAACUUGUGCCCAGGCGAAAGCCGGGUGGCUACGACAGCCGUAUCGAGCAGAUUCUUUACGAACAUCCUGAGCUCCCGAUCCUUAUCACCGAUGCCGGCAAGAGCUUAGAGAGCGGUGGCAGAUAUAUCGUCUACACAAUAAGGACUGGAGACCUUGAGGUACGGAGACGGUACUCCGAGUUUGCUUCCUUGCGAGAUGCCCUUACACGCCUACACCCGACCCUCAUCAUCCCACCGAUUCCAGAAAAGCACACCAUGGCCGACUACGCGGCCAACCCCACCAACGCCAAGCAAGAUCAGCAGAUUAUUGAUCUGAGGAAGCGCAUGUUGGCUGUCUUUCUCAAUCGAUGCCGACGAAUGGAGGAUAUCAGAAAGGACGGAGUAUGGUGGAGGUUCCUAGAUCCGAACGCCAGCUGGAGCGAGGUCCUUCACUCGCAUCCAGUGGCAUCCAUUCCCAAGUCUGUAUUGAGAGCACCGCCGCUGGAUACUGCGAAUCCCACCCCUGCCCAUAGUUACCUUCCCGUUCCAUCAAGCUCGGCCAAGCUUAGGAUUGGCUCCAACGGCGUACAGUCUGAUCAUAUCGCAAAUGCAUCCGCCGGGCAGCCUCGUCUCCCGUCCGACACAAGCAACUUGAGCGAACAAGAACUUGACCCUUAUUUCAACUCCUUUGAGGCUUCAAUAAAGGAACUGGAGCAGCUUCUUGCCGGGCCUAUGGAAAAGGUCAAUAGGAGAACCCUCAAUCACUUGUCAUCACUGGCAGCAGAUCUUUCGGAACUAGGUGCUAGGUACAAUGCGUUUGCGUUGUCGGAACAGGCGCCGUCACUUGGGCCAGCUAUCGAACGGGUUGGACAAGCGUUUGACUCAUCCUAUAUUGCAACAGAGGAGCUCUCUAGCUCACUAGGCGCUAGUUUCGCCGAGCCCAUGCGGGAAAAUGCUCAGUUUGCAGGCGUGGUUAGGAGUGUUCUCAGGUACAGGGUCUUGAAGCGCGUACAGCAGGAGAUGACGAACGAGGAGCUCAACAAAAAGAGGGCUCUGCUCGACCAACUUGAGCGCAGCGAGGCGGAAGCUCGUCGAAUCGACCAGUAUCUUAGCGGCAGCCAGACGAUCCAACCUCCAAGGAGAUCGGCUAGCGCUCGCGACUCGUCAACCUCACAACCUGCUUAUCAGCAGCAUAGGCGCGACGGUAGCCAGGAGGAUACCGCCUCGAUUGAUUCGGACUUUCCACCUACCCAUGGCGAUCUUGCCUCGGCACCAUCUGCUAAGAUCGGGGCGCCAGAGCGAGGUAGUGGUGGUGGCAGCAGCCCCGGCCAUAAGAAGGCGGCGAGUGGCAACUCUAUCACCAACAAGAUCUUUGGCCCGAUCAGGCAUGCCGUGCAAGGGGUUGUCGACCAUGACCCGGAACGCACGAGGCGCGAUACGAUUGGCAAAACACGCGAAUCCAUCAGUCAAUUGGAGCAGGCACAGGUUGCCGUAGCGAAGGAUGUCGUGGAAGCAAGUGCGAGUGUACUUAGGGAUAUGAAGAGAUUCCAGCGGGAGAAGGAGGAUGACUUGAAACGUUAUAUGCUGGCAUACGCCAAGUCACAGAUUGAAUGGGCAAAGAAGAACAAGGAGACUUGGGAAGAGGCCAAGGUGGAGAUCAACAAGAUCGAUGAGUCUUGA
This is a messenger RNA of Pyricularia pennisetigena, 1980 nucleotides long. RefSeq lists its product as uncharacterized. The record is from RefSeq and is a predicted model, not a curated record. Gene Ontology annotation, molecular function: phosphatidylinositol binding. Bases 1 to 1980 code for a protein of 659 amino acids. Lineage: Eukaryota; Fungi; Ascomycota; Sordariomycetes; Magnaporthales; Pyriculariaceae. The transcript has 5 exons. Gene Ontology annotation, biological process: retrograde transport, endosome to Golgi.